Molecule: messenger RNA, 453 nt
Organism: Opisthorchis viverrini
Lineage: Eukaryota; Metazoa; Platyhelminthes; Trematoda; Opisthorchiida; Opisthorchiidae
Exons: 3
Coding region: 1-453 (150 amino acids)
Source: RefSeq, a predicted model, not a curated record
AUGAAACAACAAGAAACAGGCCAGAUUUCAACACUCUGUCAAGACCCGCAUUCAAUACAACGGCGUCCUACAAACCUCGGCUGUAUCUACUACAACUCAUCAACCGAAGAACUCGAUAAGUCUCUUUCGUUUUGUGUGUUAUUCAAUUGUACUACAGUGUUUCUGGUAGCCACUGUACGUAAUUCUUUAUUCUUCAAAACCAGGUUACGGGUGUUCAACUGGCAAGCACAACGGGACGAAUCAUCUUCUGGUGGCUCUGAGCAAGCCAUCGGUCAAAUGACGGCCUACUCGUCAGAAGCCGAUGACUACAGCGUCUGGUUCAAACCGUGGAUUGCGCCGGCUCCCCGCGAAUGUGAGACUACUGGUCAGCGCCCGCGUUUAGACGUCUCGGUCAUCCUGAGACGUGGAUAUCAUGACCUGUCUGUUAAUCUGAAGAAGAAGCGUCAGCUGUAG